AUGGUUAUCGUCCAGCCCAACACCCAGAUUAAGUUGACCAACGUCUCUAUCGUUCGGUACCGCAAGGGCGGCAAGAGAUUCGAGAUUGCCUGCUACAAGAACAAGGUCAUGGAAUGGAGAAGUGGCGUUGAAAAGGAUCUUGGAGAGGUGAUGCAGAUUGACAAUGUGUUUCUGAACGUCUCAAAAGGGCAGGCGGCCAAUAAGGAAGAUCUUAUGAAGUGUUUCAAGACAGAAGACCGCAACGCCAUUAUCCUUGAGAUCUUGAAGAAGGGAGAAUUGCAGGUCGGAGAAAAGGAGCGCGCAUCGAUGUUGGAGGGCAUGUACCGUGAUAUUGCCACAACCGUCGCCGAGAAGUGCGUCAACCCCGAGACCAAACGCCCCUAUACCGUCACAAUGAUCGAAAAGGCCAUGGCUGAUCUUCACUUGUCCGUCAACCCCUCUCGUUCAGCGAAGUCCCAGGCAUUGGAUGUGAUCAAGCAGUUGUUGGAGAAGAAGACUAUCCCCAUUGCCAGAGCUCAGAUGCGAAUCAGGAUCGUGGUUCCCUCGAAGGAUGGAAAGAGGAUAAAGGACAAGUUGAUGACCAUGAUUGCAUCCAAGGAGGAUGAGGAUCUGGACGAGAACUACGAAUGGACGUGCUUGAUUGACCCAGGACAGUUCAGACCCAUCAACGAGUUGCUUCAGUCAGAGACAAAGGGCAAGGGACAGCUCGAGAUGUUGAGUUUGACCGAGACCAAACAAGGAGACGAAGUGUUCUAA
Molecule: messenger RNA, 756 nt
Organism: Linnemannia hyalina
Lineage: Eukaryota; Fungi; Mortierellomycota; Mortierellomycetes; Mortierellales; Mortierellaceae
Source: the annotation of a GenBank genome assembly